UCAGAAACAGCUCUAAAAUACUGCAUACAAAACCAACUGUCCAGUUCUCGCAAGAUGUACGGGGAGUCAUGCCCAGUAUUCUGCCCGAGCCACUACCGCCCCGUCUGCGGCGCUUCUAAGCUCAAGUCGUACGUCUACAGGACUUUCAACAAUGGAUGCUAUUUGGACAUGAUCAACUGCCGAGGGGAGGAUGAUUAUACAGGAUAUGUGGAAGUACCAUUGGAGUAUUGCCCACAUCACCUCAUGAAGAACAUAUUCAAAGAACAGGUCGUGAUCACGAAUAUGAACGAUUUUCACGAAGGAUUCUAAAACUUAAAGUCAAAUAAAAGUGAAAAGUUAUAAGUUCACCUGUGAGAGAUUUUCUGUUUUAAAUAAAUACAUAAAAUAAUACUUA
Molecule: messenger RNA, 394 nt
Organism: Ostrinia nubilalis (European corn borer)
Lineage: Eukaryota; Metazoa; Arthropoda; Insecta; Lepidoptera; Crambidae
Gene: Kaz-m1
Product: vasotab-TY1
Exons: 2
Coding region: 55-309 (84 amino acids)
Molecular function (GO): protein binding
Source: RefSeq, a predicted model, not a curated record